AUGAUCGUCAAUCGUCGAGGUCUCUCUGUUCGAUCAGUAGGCAAUGAUUACCUGAAAAAGGAAACAUUGGGGAAGGAAACUAGAAAGGAAAGUGUCGGAAAGGAACCGAUUGCAGCGUUUAGAAAUAAAGAAAACGACGACAAUGUCAACAAGGAGGCAUUAGUGAAGCAGAAAAAUACAGCGUGUUUGUCAAUUUUCAAGGAGACGUCUUCGUCGGUUUGCCAACACUGUGGAGCUGCGAGGUUAGCUCUGAAGUCUCCCCAGCAGUCGCAUGCCUCAACACAAGCGCCUGAUGGCAUAGCGAAGGAAUUGGAAAUGUUAUGUUGUGAAGAACCACCAGUGGAGUAUUGGAAGGAGUUGGCUGAAAGUCGACGAUUGGCUUUAGUGGAGAGUUUGGCGGAAAAUGAGGAGGUGAGAUUUGCCGUGUUGUGA
Molecule: messenger RNA, 432 nt
Organism: Mesocestoides corti
Lineage: Eukaryota; Metazoa; Platyhelminthes; Cestoda; Cyclophyllidea; Mesocestoididae
Source: the annotation of a GenBank genome assembly